AUGAAGUCGUACUACGAGCUACUUGGGCCUGGAAAACCCACCAGAACCGUGUUGACACUGACCUGUUUGUUUUCCUUCAUUCUGUAUGGAUUCGAGCAAGGUGCCCUAGCCAACAUCCAGAACCACCCCGUGUUUCAAAACCAGUUUGGCCAUCCUUCGGGUAACUACUUGGGAAUCAUUGUCUCUGUGUACAACCUUGGAAGUUUCUUUGGUUGUAUGAUCAACUUCUUUAUUGGCGACAAGCUGGGAAGAAGAAAAACCGUCUGGGCCGGAUUUACCCUCGUUAUCAUCGGAAUCAUCUUGCAGACCAGCAGUUACAGCGUCGUUCAGCUAUUUUUCGGAAGAUUCAUUUCUGGUCUAGGAACCGGAAUGGAGACCAGUACUGUGCCUAUGUUCCAGGCUGAGGUGGCUAGCGCCCACAAUCGCGGUGGUCUCGUGGCAGCCGAGCCUCAGGGGGUGGCCCUUGGUAUCACCAUCUCGUACUGGAUCGGAUACGGCUGCAGCAAAAGAAACGACGAGACCUCGUGGAGACUGCCAGUUGGAAUCCAGAUGCUGUUUGCGGUGUUUUCCUGGUUCCUGUUGUUCCUGUGUCCCGAGUCGCCUAGAUGGCUGAUGAAGAAAGGACGCGUCGACGACGCCAGAAACUGCCUUGCGCGGAUCAACGACGUGCCGAAAGACGAUCCGCUCGUGAACAAAUGUAUUGACGACAUCCUGUACCUGCAAGAGGUUGAAGGUGAGGGAGACAAGCUCAGCUGGUGGGACAUCCUGCGUGGCAAGGACGCCAUGCACGGCAGAUACAGGCUUUUCCUGUGUGUGAUGGUGCAAUUCUGGAACCAGUUUGGAGGUGUGAAUCUUGUGGUGUACUAUGUGCCGUUGGUGCUUGAGACUAACGUGGGAAUGAACACCAACAUGUCGACGAUUCUCGGAGGCUGCAUCAUGGUGACUUUCUUUGUUUUUGGGUUCAUCCCGUCUCUGUGGCUGGACCGAAUCGGACGGAGAUUCGCUCUGAUUGGCGGCUCUCUGGGACAGAUGGUGUCCAUGAUGAUGAUCACCAUUCUGCUGAGAGUUGGGUCCAAGAGCACCUCUGCUGCCGCGGUCGCCUUCUUCUUCACGUUUAUGGCAUUCUUUGGGGCCGCCAUGAACUGUGUGCCGUGGGUGUAUGUCUCGGAGAUUCUCCCGCUGCAGCUCAGAUCCAAGGGCAACGCCAUUGGUAUCUCGUCGAACUGGAUCAUAAAUUUCGUGAUUGCCAUGAUCACGCCAAUCGUCACCGAGAAGCUGGGCUGGAAAACCUACAUCAUCUUCACGCUAACCAACGGUGUCGCUGCAGUCAUGUUCUACCUGUUCUGUCCGGAAACCGGUAACAGGACGCUGGAAGACAUCGAGACCAUUUUCCUGAGCCAGAACACUCUGUUCUACGGAAUCAGUCACUUGGACAGACCGGUGGCCAACUUCGACGAGAAGGCCGAGAUCUCGCACCUCGAGAGCGCCAGCAAGCUGCUCGAAAGCAGCUGA
This is a messenger RNA of Ogataea angusta, 1512 nucleotides long. RefSeq lists its product as uncharacterized. Lineage: Eukaryota; Fungi; Ascomycota; Pichiomycetes; Pichiales; Pichiaceae. Gene Ontology annotation, cellular component: membrane. The coding region runs from base 1 to 1512 and encodes 503 amino acids. The record is from RefSeq and is a predicted model, not a curated record. Gene Ontology annotation, molecular function: carbohydrate:proton symporter activity. Gene Ontology annotation, biological process: transmembrane transport; carbohydrate transport. The transcript has a single exon.